GGGGUGAAUCUUCAACACUCAAUAGGAACUUGGUUGCUCUUCAAUAGGUCACUUUCGCCUCUGGGAAGAUUACACGGAAUGAUUUUUGUUGCCAACCUUGAAUAAUCAACUCACACCAACUCAUUCAUUGGAAGUUCAAAUCUUUCUUAGAAUUGCUUCUGCAGUGCUACUGAGUCCACUGAUUUUUACUAGGAUAUAUACACACUAGAUAGUGGGACCAAAGUUUAUUUACAACAACAUCAACGAUCACAACAAAACAAAACAAAACAAAAACAAUCUCUAGGCGAUGUGUAUCAAAUCCUCCAAUAUUGGGAGCGGUAGAAGCAGCAAUGGAAGAAAGGGAGCUUGAUGAAAGAGAUGGCAGUAAUGAUCACGGACUUAUGAGAGGGGAUGAGGAAGAAGCAUUAGAGAAAUUUCCACAUCGCCCGCAGAAUGGAAGAUGGAGACGAAAAUGGCGAAUUAUAAAUCCUUGGAUUUGGAUAGGAUUUAGUAUAUGGUCUAUACUCACGACGAGGAGGCUUCUGAUCGCGGAUUUUCGAUAUCCAAUAUGUUUUCUUGUUUUAUUGCAAAUCGCCGCAUACCUUGGCUUGGGCAUUUUCGCGGGCUUGACAAGUUUUGUCGACUACUUUACGAGCGUCCCGGAUUUAAACCCUAGUCGCGGUCCGUCAUUUCUACAAAGUCUUUUCGUUUUCAGUAGAUACUGCCUCACGGUAUGCAUUUCCAUGGUUGCUUUGAUAUACAACGCGGAAGCGAUCAUGCUUUUCAACAAUUUGGCUGUGUUUGCUACUUUAUUGAUACUCACAUAUGCGUUCGAUGCUUUACUAUUCAGUCUAGCAUAUGACUUACGAUUACUUCCUCGUGACCAAGGUCUUGACAGAACCAUAGUUGUUUGGGCUCUCAGCAUCCUUUGCCUUGUCUCCGUGAUUGUCUACAAUGAUUAUCGACUCAAUAUUGAAGCACUCCAGUUUGCCAUAAUUGGAAUGUUUCUUGUCAGUUUGGCAAGGACGAUAGCGGCGAUUGGAUAUCAAGUACCAUCUCCCAGAAUUCCUUCUUAUGGAGCCUCACUUUAUUUUAUGCUUUGGGGUGGAUUACCUCCAUGUUUGCUCGUCACCAUUUUCGCUGCGUACAGAUAUGAAGACUUUGGGGGGGCAUUCUCUGUUCUUCGGACUUGGGAAUUUAUGACCUUCGUGAAGAAUCUGACUCCCGGGGCAUUGACCCAUGUUCUUUGGAAUACACCUUUACGAUCAACAUUGGCCCUUUCUAUCGGUUCGAAGUCGCCUUAUGAAGCCACCGAAGAAAAUGUUCCCGAUGCAAUUGAUGCGACAGUCCACCUUUCUUUGGGGCUAAUGCUCAUAAGUACACUCAAGGAAGAAAAUAAAAUGGAUGGGUUUCAAAUCUUUAUGUUCAUGCUUAUUUACAUCAUCAGUCUUGGGCCGAAAGAAAUCAGCCUUUACUUUCCUAAAUUCAUAAAUUUUGUCUGCACCAUACGACGGAAAUCUGGAAUACCAGCUCGGAAGCUUUAUCCAAUAUGGCACAAACCUAUAUUACUUUGGACCACUACCUUUUUAUUUACCAUCCUUAGUUCGUUUGGGAUACUUUACUGGAUGGAUACAAUCUCCAUCCAUCAUGACCAGAAAUUUUGGACAGGCCCCAAGUCUCCAUCUCUGGAUACAAUUUACAGAGCGGCAACCAAAAAUCGUCUGCAAAUUGUAAUCGCUCAUUCAGCUGGUGAAUCAAUUCCUGUAAUCAAAGGAAUAGUAACGGGAAUCUUGAGCUCACAGCCUGCUGUUGUUGCUCAUAAGCCGGAUGUCUUGAUCUAUACGAAAGAUCCAUCGGAAGAUAUUGUUAAGAAAAUUCGAGCCGAAGUAGUUUUUGGGGACAUAUAUCCUCUUCCCAAUAUUGGAGGUGUAUCUGGAAUUUUCCUUCAUCAUAUAUUGAAGAACUGGGAUAGUUUACCUACACAAACACUUUUCAUCACAACAUCUCAACACACAAUCAACAAUUUUGAUCUCAUCGGUCGCCGAUUAUUCGAUUAUUACAACCCCGCGCAGCUACCACCAGCAGCGGAGAACUCAGAUAUAUUGACUGGAUUUCUCAAUUUAGGAGAAUUGGAAUCAUGUGAUUGUUAUGGGUGUUAUGAUAAAAGUGGCUGGAAUGAUACAUUUAGACUCAUCCCGAGUAUGUGGUCUGCAUCUCGUCCUGUUGAAAAGGAUGAGACACCUUACAGAUGCACGAAAGCGAUAUUAACACAUGGAAAUAAUUUCAUUGCUUCAGCGGCGCGCAUUCGGGGAAUUGGGAAAGACAUCUGGGAAACUCUAGAUGAUGCGCUCUCAAACCCAUCAUUAAGUAGGGGUUGGGCUCACGAUAGAUUGAAAUUGGGCCCGGAUGGAAGGAAUGCGAAGAUUUCUGGCGAGAAAGAUAGUUUGGAGAAACCGCACUUGGGAUAUACUGUUGAGAGAUUAUGGGGGAUCUUACUAGGAUGUUCAAAUCAAAAUAUUGCAUGGAGAUGUCCUAAUUUGUGGAAGGGAUGGAGGAGAUAUGGGGAGAAGGAGGAUUGUGCUUGUAGAGAUUGAGGUUACAUAGGAGAAAUAGAGAUGUGGAAAAGUUGAGGAUAAUGAAACAUUAACAUUCUACGGUGCCUGAGUCUGAGGUAGCGCUCAAAAUUAUUACGCGUUACUACGGAUUUUCUAUUUAUACGUCUACUUUCCUCUUCUUUUUGGUUUCGCCAAGCACAUGAGUAGCUUCGAAGUAGGCCGGUGAAGCAAUGCCCUCUCUUAAUCAUCAAGGCUACCAUAAAUCCUAACUCA
Botrytis cinerea B05.10 is the source of this 2807-nucleotide messenger RNA. RefSeq lists its product as hypothetical. The record is from RefSeq and is a predicted model, not a curated record. The transcript has 5 exons. NCBI's taxonomy places the organism in Eukaryota, Fungi, Ascomycota, Leotiomycetes, Helotiales, Sclerotiniaceae. Bases 330 to 2573 code for a protein of 747 amino acids.